This is a messenger RNA of Labrus bergylta (ballan wrasse), 2356 nucleotides long. RefSeq names its product hdc homolog, cell cycle regulator (gene heca). NCBI's taxonomy places the organism in Eukaryota, Metazoa, Chordata, Actinopteri, Labriformes, Labridae. The record is from RefSeq and is a predicted model, not a curated record.
AAAACAGCGGAGCAGGAAUCAAAACAAGAGACGGACACGCCUUCGCUCUUAAAGGUUAUAGCAGCUUAUUCCUUAUAGCUGCUGCUGUCAAGAGCUGCACACUAACCCGCCUACCGUCCACGAGGAGCCCCCCCCCCACCACCACCAAAACAACAACACAAAGAGAAAACACUGCAGGAAUGGAGUCCACAGAAAUGUCAGACGGCGGUGACAGCAGCCGCUGAUAGAGGUCGUAAAUAACACUUGGCGGCCGAAUCGCGUAAAAUGCCCAACCAGAAGAACAACAAGGGAAAGAAAAGCAAACGCACGAACAGCAGCGGAGAUGAGCAGGAAAAUGGAGCCUGUGCGGCCCCAGCAGGAGGCGCGGCCGCGGCGUCGGCUGCACCCAGAAACGAUCGCUCAAGUGAGGUCCAGUGUGCGACGCCUCUCGGCUGCAGCCUGGGUCGCCCGAUCAACCUGGACAAGGACGACUACCAGCGGGUGCUCUGCAACAGUGAGAUCUGCCCGUACGGCAACUGGAUGCACCUGCAGUGUUUCUACGAGUGGGAGAGCUCCAUCCUGGUCCAGUUCAACUGCAUCGGCCGGGCCCGCUCCUGGAACGAGAAGCAGUGCCGGCAGAACAUGUGGACGAAGAAGGGCUACGACCUGGCCUUCAGGUUCUGCUCGUGCCGCUGCGGCCAGGGCCACCUGAAGAAAGACACCGACUGGUACCAGGUGAAGCGCGCGCACGACGAGCGCAAGAAGAAGCCAUCAGAGAGGAGCAUGGGGAGGAACGGGGCCAGCGGAGGAGCGGCGGUGCCAGGGGACGGCUUCUUUGAGGAGCCCAAGAAAAGCAAAACGCCGGGAGGAGCAGUGGGAGGAGGUAAACUCCUACACAGAGCUUCUAGUCAGGAUUUACCUCGCAGACAAUCAGUGGAUCGUCAGAACUCCACAGAGAGAGGAGCAGCAGGAGGUGCCUUUUGUCUGGGACCUCCUCAGAAGUCUCCCUGUGGCUCCCCGGGACAGUCUCCUCCAGCGGGUUUCCCUUUCUCUCCCACCGGUCCCCUCGGAAUGGGAGGCGGAGCAGCAGCAGCAGCAAUGCGAGGUUCCCGUCCGCUGGGGGAGUUCCUCAAAUCGGCCGUCCACAUGGACCCGCAGAGGAAGCACCUCCUGGUCGGGGGAGCUCUCAGUCGGGGUGGCAGCUGCUCGAUGGGAGCCUCGGGGGGUGCAUCCCACCUGGACCCCGGGUCUGUUCUCCCCCUGCCUCUCUCCUUCGCCCUCCCGCUCCACCAUCGCCUCACCUCCGGCAGUGUGGCCGACGGCACCCACUCCCACCCAGUGCAGUUCCUGAGGAGGCUGGACCUCUCGGAGCUCCUCACCCACAUCCCCCGACACAAACUCAACACCUACCAUGUCCGCAUGGAGGACGACGCCCAGGCAGGCCAGGGAGAAGAGCUGCGCAGGUUCAUCCUGUCAGCCCUCAGUGCGAGUCAGAGAAACGUGGUGAACUGUGCGCUGUGCCACAGAACGCUGCCCGUGUUCGAGCAGUUUCCUCUGGUGGACGGGACUCUGUUUCUCAGCCCUUCACGCCACGACGAGAUUGAGUACGACGUCCCCUGCCACCUUCAAGGCAGGUUAAUGCACCUGUACGCCAUCUGUGUGGACUGUUUAGAAGGCGUCCACAAGAUCGUCUGCAUCAAGUGCAAGUCACGCUGGGACGGCAGCUGGCAUCAACUGGGCACCAUGUACACCUACGAUAUACUGGCUGCUUCACCCUGCUGCCAGGCUCGCCUCAACUGUAAGCACUGCGGGAAGCCGGUGGUGGACGUCCGGGUCGGGAUGCAGUAUUUCUCAGAGUACAGCAACGUCCAGCAGUGCCCCCACUGUGGCAACCUGGACUAUCACUUUGUUAAACCCUUCUCCUCCUACAAAGUACUCGAAGCUUAUUGACAAAUGCUCCUCGUGCGUGCUAGUUACCGUAAGCUGCUUUUGUUCCAUUUUGUUUUCUAACACAAUCUAGGAAAAUAUUUUAUUUUGGGGGAAAAGGGGGGGGAGGGGGCUUCAGGUGCUUUUAUGUUUCCCAGUUCUCUCUCUUUGGAUUUUUUGUUUUGUAAUGUAUAGGAAAAGUAUGAUUCUAGUUAAAAAAAAAAAAAAAAAGAAGAAAAACAAACAAAAAAAAAAAAAGUUCCAAGACAGUAUCUCUUCUGUUAGAGACAGGUGUUGAUAAAAGUGUGGAAGUGACAUGUGAUGUCCAACCAACACGUUUAUCUGUGACGAUUGAAUGUAUCCGUACGCCAAAUUUGCUUUUAUUUUUUUUAUUUUUUACCAAAAAAACAUAAAGAUGAAUCUCGAAAUAAAGCAGAGAAAGAUAAGCGGU